AUAAUCGGAAUUCCAAGAUAGUAAAAGAUUAUUGUCCUUCUGUGGCCACCGUAGCCAAACAGGAAAUGUAGUUCGUCUCGCUUUUUGCCGCGUUGGACAGACUCGCUGAACUUGGGGAUGGCUGACACUGCGAGCCUGCGGGCGCCGCUGUGUACCGAGCAGUUCGGCUCCGGAGCCCCGCGCGGCUGCAGCGCUGCCGCCGAUGGGAGCCUGCAGUGGGACGGGACUCGGCGCGGGGGCUGGCUCUCCCGGGCCCGGAUAGCAAAACCUGGGCAGCACGCGGGUGGAGGCGGGGGGCCCUGGACAGCACUGACCGUUCUUUCGGGCCUCAGAUCCGUGCUGCUGCCUCAGGGCUUCCCAGAUAGCGUUAGCCCGGAUUACCUACCAUACCAGCUGUGGGAUUCCGUGCAGGCCUUUGCUUCCAGCCUCUCCGGCUCCCUAGCCACCCAGGCAGUAUUGCAGGGCUUAGGGGUAGGCAACUCAAAAGCCUCGGUUUCAGCUGCCACGUCCACCUGGCUCAUGAAAGAUUCAACUGGCAUGUUGGGCCGCAUCAUCUUUGCCUGGUGGAAGGGGAGCAAACUGGACUGUAAUGCAAAACAGUGGAGGCUCUUUGCUGAUAUCCUCAAUGAUAUAGCCAUGUUCCUAGAGAUUAUGGCACCCAUGUACCCAGUCUUUUUCACCAUGACUGUCAGUACCAGCAACCUAGCCAAGGUAGGAAACCCCAGAGAGAAAACACUGCUGGAGCUGUGGACCAGGGACUGUGAUGUCUGGCAUAUCUUCCAAAUUCUGAGACCCGUGUCUGUCAAAUACUGUUCUAGAACAAGGCACAGUCUUUCCCCUGAAGAUGUGUCUUGGCAGAGUUUCAGUCUGACCAGCACUCCAUCCACAGCUACAGCAGCCGGAAGCUGGCUGCCAUCCUCACCUCAGCUGUCCCCUUCCACUCAGAUCUUCUGGUUUUCCUCCUGCUUUCCACCGUUCAUUCUCGGCAGCCCCUCUGCUGGACAAGUUGUUUCCCAGUGCAUUGUUGGUGUGGCUGGCGGGGCCACUCGAGCUGCACUGACCAUGCACCAGGCCCGAAGAAACAACAUGGCAGAUGUGUCAGCCAAGGACAGCAGCCAGGAGACAGUGGUGAACCUAGCAGGGCUUCUGGUCAGCCUGUUGAUGCUUCCUCUGGUAUCAGAUUGCCCAAGCCUCAGCCUUGGCUGCUUCAUCUUGCUCACUGCUCUCCACAUCUAUGCCAACUACCGGGCAGUCCGAGCCCUCGUCCUGGAGACCUUGAACGAGAGUCGCCUCCAGCUGGUCCUAAAGCACUUCCUUCAUAGGGGAGAGGUACUUGAGCCUGCGUCAGCCAAUCAGAUGGAGCCACUGUGGACAGGUUUCUGGCCAUCCCUGUCUCUGUCCCUGGGUGUUCCCUUACACCACUUGGUCUCCAGUGUCUCUGAGCUGAAGCAGCUGGUUGAGGGCCAUCACGAACCAUACCUCCUUUGCUGGAACCAGUCACGAAACCAGGUACAGGUCGCCCUGAGCCAAGAGGCAGGCCCUGAGACUGUCUUAAGGGCUGCCACCCAUGGGCUGAUUCUCGGAGCCCUGCAGGAAAAUGAGCCACUUCCAGGAGAGCUGGCAGAGCUGAGGGACCAGGUGCAGGCUGGUCCUAAGAAAGAAAGCUGGAUUCUUGUCAGGGAGACCCAUCAAGUGUUGGACACACUGUUCCCAAAGUUCUUGAAAGGACUGCAGGCUGCUGGCUGGAAGACAGAGAAACACCAUCUAGAGGUGGAUGAGUGGAGGGCCACGUGGCCCCUGUCUCUGGAAAAGAAGGUCUUAUGAGCAGCCGGGCUCCAAGCCCAGAACCAGGACAGGAGCCCAGAGACCCUGUAUGGAGCCGAGAGCAACAGCGUUUCAGCCACAAGGGUAGCUUUAUUUUUGCAUAGGCAAACUUCUAUGUCCAAUUGGCCACCAUCUUGUGGGAAGUGACAACCAAUCAAAUGGACUGGACCCCAGGUAAAGAGGAAGGGAACCAGUUCCUUCCUGCUGUACUCUUGCCCUUUUCCUUUCCCGGGAUCCACUGCAAGCUCCUCGUCCUCCCUUUUUAUGAGGCUCGGACAUGCCCUGGUUGCAGCUCAUGGUAUCCAGCAUACUUGACUUUAUGCAUAAAAGCCCCAGAGGAACACAGCCACAGUCAUCAUGAGCAGGGCAUUGAGGUUGACUACUAGGGCCCAGCUGGGGUCCUCACUGAUGUCCUCUAGCCGCCUGGUGGUUGCAGCCACCUCCUCGGUAGUGGGUGGAGGACUCCCUGACCCACUCCUGCUCAUCCCACAGAACCAGAGCAGGCACUGGUGGAGCAGGCCUGGAGCUGGGGACUGGACCUCUGGAAGAAAUGGGGAACACACUAUUAGUCUGAAAGGAGUUAGCUCUCCGAGCUCCCCAGGAUACUCUCCCAGGGUCCGCCUUACCUUCAAUCCCCAUUGCACAUUCCUGGCACCCAUUCUGCACAGGAGGAGGGGCUGGACCUUCUAACUCAUCAGCAUCCAGGUCCUCCCGCUCCUCCUUGCUGUGCCGGAGACUGAAAACCAGGCGGUGGAGCUGGGAAGUUAGGGAGAAGGGACAAAGUGGGAGUUGUGCCCCCCACCCCAGGUCCCUUUGUCCCACAGCUUUGUCACUGCCCUCCCCAGCCUCCCUUCUGGCCUGCACACCUGCCUAGGCUCAGCUCACUCAGACUCCUCUUUCCAGGAUAGUCUUUGCUUUCACACUGAACCCCAAGCUCUUCAUCUAGUAUUAAAGUCUUCGGGCCUGCCCAGUCCCCUGUUUCACCCCAAGUUUUAGGUCUACACCCAGAAUCGUAGUCAGACUGGUCUUAAAGUUCUGAUACUUCAUAUUCCUAUUGUCAUUUGCUCUGCUUCCCAAAAAUGUCAAGUAAAUGUGCUUGCCCUGGAAACAGCGUCAUACUGAACUCCGGGCCUCUGACCUCUGUGGGCAUUUCUUGAAGCAGACUGGCUAAGAGGGUGAAAAGAGCUCAUCUAUCCCAUACAGUUCUUGUACUCUCCAGGCUCCCUUGGAGGCCAGCACUUACAUGCUUCUGAGGGAUGGGUGCGGUGCACAGGGAGAUUCCGAGUGUGAGGAGGCCAGAGCAGAUGAAGAGAAUGAUGGCGAAGUAGAGGUAGUGUACCCGGCAGAUGAGCGCCGGGCACGCUGAAGGUCGCACACAGCUGCCCGAGCCAAAGAAGAACUCGGGUAUGAGACGUGCUAGGCCCAUCAGCAGGCCCCCAACUAGUCCCCAGAAGGCUCCCUACAGGGGAAACAGCAUUAGCCAAGACUCAGGCUGCCCGAGCCUCCCCCGGAGCUCACCUGGACAUGCCCUACGCACCUUCUCGUUAACACGGGGUACAAAGAGUGCAAGCACAAAGACUGCAGACACUGGAGGCGCCAGGUAGCUGGAGACAGACUGAAUGUAAUCGAAGAGCUGCCCACCUUGUGCUGCCUGUACCACUGGCAGCCAAGCCACGGACACUGCCACAAUGAACACUACCCAGAGCCUGCAGUUAAGACAAUCAGAUUUUACUGAGGACCCACCCACCUUCCCCAUUACCCUCCUGGUGUUCCACGCACACAUCCCAGGUUCAUUUAUGGAGCAGGAGUUGGGACCCAGGCCACACCUUCCAACUAGCAGCAGCUCCUUAUCACCUGCCCGAGGCCGCAGGCGUGUGUAGAUAUCCAUGGUGAAGAGCGUGCUACUGCUGUUAAAGAUGGACGCCAGAGAAGACAUGAGGGCAGCCAGCAUGACUGCCAGCAUGAGUCCACGCAGACCUGUGGCCAACAGGAGCGGUCAGGCUGCAGCCUUCAGUGCAUUCAAGGUAGUGAAGUGUUGGCAAGGUUGACCCUCCCAUAGGCAGUCCCUGCAGGCUUGGCCAAGGGCAAUCCAUUUCCAGCCCUCACCGUUGGGCAUGAGCUUCACAACGAGCCGUGGGUAGGCAAUGUUAGAGCAGCCCACCUCAGUGCCACACACCCGCUUACACACCUCAGGUACCACACACGCCACUUCAUCUGCAAGAGAGAAGCUGUAAGGUGGCUAGGAAAGACCACCCUGAAGCCUAAUGUGAAUGGGGACUCCUAGAGAUGGUACUUCCAGUGGGAAGCAAGACUGAGAUACCAGGUCCCCAGCUCUUAGGAUAGUAGCAGGUAUAACUGGCAGGCACUUGAAUCCUUGAACAAAAAAAAGGGGGGGGCAGGAUCUAGAUGUGGCAUAGUCCUGUUGAGGUUGGUGUGAUGCAGACAUUACCUGGGUAAAGAAUGCGGCUGAUCAUGCCUGGCAUGACCAUGAGGAACAUGGGCAUCAGCUUCAGGUAGCCACACAAGAUGCACCCAGCUUUGAUGUGAGUCAGAUUCUUUCCAGCCAGGCAGCGCUGCACUAUUACCUGUGAUAAGGGGUAUCCAAAUGUACGGGGCAUCCCUGUAACUCACAUCCCACAGGCCCUGCCUCUAUUCUCCAUGGCCCCUUAGCAUUAACCUGCAACCCUACUCUGAUUCAUAGCCAACCUCUAGCUCUGCGGAGUUCCUGCUACAUCUUCAUCCUCCAAUCCUACACUGGAUUCUGACUUUUAGGUCCACCUGGCAUGAUCCAUCAGCUCAGGCCCUGCCUUCAACCUAACUCCAAAGGGUGGUGUCACCAUCAACUAGCACAGGGCAUUUAGAGUUCUGUCCGGGGCGUGCAUACACACACCACCCCACGCCUUGACCUACCUGAUCACUGCACCAAUACCAGCCUGAGACAAUGGUAAGUCCCAGGAGCAGCGCAGGCCAUGGCAGGUCUCCUGUCACAGGGUCACGCAGCAGGUGAUAGGAGUCAGGCCUCGGCUGAUAGCAGGUGCUAGAGAUGUUGCCAAUAGCUGGAUCCUUGGACACCGUCAGUGAAGUCACUGCUCCCAGGUAUUUGUUGAAGAGACCCGAGUACCCGCCCACUUCAUGGAAAGCUGUGCAGGCAAGGUUGUCAGGGGAUCUGGCCCAAGUGCGAAGGCCCUCCUUAGGACCCACAUGGCAGAGACAAGCAAGGUUCUAGCCCUUACAUUAAAAGCUCUGCGACAGCCAAGAGCCAUGCCCUGCCCACUGUGGGUAAACCCCGUACCAUAACCAGUGAGGAUGAAGGCCCCGGCAAGGAUGACAAAGGUCUGCACGGUGUCUGUGUACAUCAGUGCCGCCAGCCCUCCUGCAACAAGCCCGAGUCAACAGAGGACAGCACAGCUGCUGGUCCCUGGCACCCAGGAUUUUUGAGACUAAGGAAAGUACCCAUUCUAGAGAACAAAUUUUAUAAAAAUGAGGUUGGGCUUGUGGACUGGGGCAUCUGGAGGCAGAGUUGAGUUUGAGAGUCCACUGACUUUCUUUGCCAGGAAUGCAUGUGGUGCGAGACUUCCACAAUCCACUGUUUGGCCUGAUUUCUCAACUGGGUAAUGGGGUGGGGUGAUAAGGCCCAGCCCUUGCUGGCAUCCCAUCCUGCAGCAGGUCCCAAGCCCACUUUGGCACCGCUCUACCCAUUCUAUAUGAUCUGGGAUCCUGGGAACUGCACAGAAUUUAGCCAAAGAUAUUGGAGACGCACCAAGUCAAUUCUUGAGACAUCCAAGAAGGCCAGGAGAUCCUAACUCAUUUCCCUCCUCACUACUGGGACUUUACAGCCCAAAUCCAAGGGGCAUUGAAAGAAAGUGGAUUUAUUUUCCUCAGAUUUAAUUCUACUUGUACUAUAUUACAUUUCUAUAGCUCUGCCCCACAUUCCUGUUUCCCAGUGAAGCCAACAGCUCCCUGCUUAUGUUGCAGGCCAGCUCUCUGUCACCACCCUCAAGCUCCUUGCCCCCCACCCCACCACUCUCGUGCAGCCACCUGUCACAGUAUAAAUCAUGGUGAUGCCCAAGAGUGCGAUGACAGAAGCAUAAAUGUUCCAGCCCAAGGCCUGUUGAAUGAAUACUGCCCCGGAGAACAUAUCCACCUUUUAGGAGAGAGCAAAUACAUAGAUCUGAGGUUCAGGCCCAACGCCUGCCCUGAGACCAUCCAUCCUAUGUGGCCACACCUCAAAAGUCAGUCAUUUUUCAACAACCUAGUCUUCCCAGGUCCUUAGCACUGUGCCCACAGUUUAAAAGCUCUUUCCAGGCCCCAUCCCUCAUGCUGAUUCUUGCUUUUCUCCUUGUUCCUGCCCCUUCCAGGGGUCUCUGAAGACUUCAUUGGGUGGUUCUACCUUUCUAAGCUUCUGUACUGCCCACCGCACGUGCUCACCGAGAUCUUGGUGAAAAUAUACAAAAAAAGUGAGAGCACCGACAGGUAGAGGCGAAUACGGUGCCCACCAAAGCGCUUGCGGAGGUACUGAGGCAUUGUAAUCACACCAGCGGUCAGAUACACUGGCACGAAGAGCCAUCCGAGGAGCAGCACCACAAAGAGCGCCUGUGGAAACAAAUGACAGCCCGGGAUACCAUCCUGAGCAGGCCUGUUCUAGUCCUCACACCCAGGACCCAGAAGAUGACAGCGGAAGUGCCUGGACCCUGGACAGGAAGGGAAAGAAUCUUGACACCUUACUGGCACCUUAGCUAUUUAGAGCCCUUUUUGCGCUUACAAACCAUCACCUCUAACUAGUCUCUCCCACGGUCGUUAUGGCUCCACCCUACCUCUCUAGCAAAUGAACCUGUGUGCAUAGACUCUUCAGACUGACCUCAGCAUCUGCCAGGCAGGGCUGCCUCCUCUCCUCCACUCACCUAAGAAUUUUACCCUCAUAGGCUCAGUUCAGAGGCCUCUUACAGAACGGCUCAAACCCUCAUCUCUCCAACCGUGCAAGUGAGCCCAGUCCCUGUACUUGGUUUCUUUGUUUUUGCAAAGAACUCCAGUUCAGCCUAGAGAUGCUCACAGACUACAGCAUCAACGAACAUCAAGACAGGUACUUCAUCAGUGAGGUGCUGGCCCUAUUUCAGAGUGGUCAAGGCCCACCGAGAACUGAUGUUGGCAUAACAGAAAGUCAGGACCUGCCUGUACCCUACUGCCUGUAAGCUAGCAUGUGAUCCUUGCUCCCAGCCCAACCUCACCCCCCAACUGCACUGUUCCAACUUGUUCAUAUCCCCAUGCCAGGAGCUUCCCCAAGAUGUGAUCUUUCCAGAAGUUUCCACUGGGGUGGAUUAUUAUAGUAAAGAAGACCUCACAUUCCACUCAAAUCCAGCCACUGCCAAGCCACUUGCUGCACCAGUCCCUGCCAGGCCCACAAAAUGACCGCUGCCGAUGUUGCUGGCGAACAGAGAGGCUCCAACCUGGGUGGCCAGAAAUGGGGGUGAGCUAGGCUGUUUCCCCAGGGUCCCUCCCAUUUCAUCCCCCAACCUUUCUCACCGGCCACCACACCAUGCUCCGUCCUGCCAGGAAGUAGCCGCCAACUGUGCCUCUAUUGGUUCUGAACAUAGACUGGGAAACAGAAGUGGGGGGAAACUGGGAUUGGGGCACAUCUUUGGACUUCAUUAGCUUCCUCGACACAUUCCUCAGCCUUGUUUCAGGCUGAAGAUUAACCAGCCCUGGACUCCCCAGACUGUGUAUCUCCUCACCCCCAACCCUCUCCCACACUCAGAACAACCCAGGCCCUAACCCUAGUACAACAACUGGAACCUAGAUAUGUCUAGAUUCAGCCUAACUUACACAGUGGCUUUAAAUAUGGGUUGUUGCUCAGCCAUAGUACAGACAGGGAAACAGAUACAUCUCUUUGAACACUUGACUUAAUAAAAAAACCUA
Messenger RNA from Mastomys coucha (southern multimammate mouse), 7737 nucleotides. It is a transcript of the gene Rusf1, whose product is annotated as chromosome unknown C16orf58 homolog. The record is from RefSeq and is a predicted model, not a curated record. The transcript has 14 exons. The coding region runs from base 118 to 1824 and encodes 568 amino acids. Lineage: Eukaryota; Metazoa; Chordata; Mammalia; Rodentia; Muridae.